AUGGCCGACCAAACAAACCCCGACACCGACGCCUUCGUCGCGGAGACGCAGUACCUCCCGCCCUACCAGAACUCCGCCAUGGGCACCCCUUUCAAGCUCGACGAAGGCUAUUCCGAAGAGACGCGCAGCCAGAGCGACGUCGAUGCCGCCGUCCGGACGGAGCCCCCUCAACUCGACAAGAUGGAGCAGGACAUCGCUCCCGUCGCCUUGCCUAACUGGGUCCUUGGCUUGCCCGAGGCUGAAAGAGCCGAAUUCGCUUUUGAAAUCCUGCGGUCGCUGCGCACCGCGUCCAUAGCGGGGAUCGUCGAGCGACUGAACUCCCGGCUGCACCUCGACCCUGUUAUGCACCUUCCCCCCGAGACAACCUUCCAGAUCCUCUCCUAUCUCGAGCCCGAGACGCUCUUGAAAGCCUCAACCCUGUCCAAGGCAUGGCGGGGCCGCGCGUUGGACAGCCAACUAUGGAAGGUCAUGUUUGGUGCCGAGGGCUGGUCAGCCAACAUCAGGCAGAUUAGGACCUUUGAAGAAACGGAAAAGGCGAACCGAUCUGCGAUGAAGGAGCGCAAGACGCGUGCGCGAGGGGGCGACGCUGAUCUCGAACGCAAGCCGGCUAAAAAGCGUAUCCAGGAAAGGCCGUUGUUUGGCGAUGGGCCGGUCGCUUCGCGCGUGGAGGGCGAGGCUUGGGCGGAGCAGCAUGGCCCCGUCGAGACAGACGAGAGCCCUGCGCAAGAGAGCGACGAUAUGCAAGAUAUUGCCUACACGAGUGGGAUGGAAUCUCCCUCGGAAGCCAGAGUCAACGACCUGGCGAGACGGCUUGAAUCCAGACCGCAGUUUGCCAUUGACGACGCCAUCGCCUCUCCCCCUCCGGCAGACAUGAUUUUCCCUCCUAUAAGGCCGUCCCUACUUCUCUCCUCUUUUGGCGACCCCAUGGUCAAUUGGCAGUACUUGUAUAAACAAAAGAGACGGCUCGAGGAGAACUGGACCGGGGGCCGCUACACAAACUUCCAAUUGCCGCACCCCUCGCACCCGUACGAAGGACACAAGGAGUGCGUCUACACCAUCCAGCACUCGGCCAAGUAUGUGGUCAGUGGCAGCCGGGACAAAACCAUUCGUAUCUGGGAUUUGGAGUCCCAGAGGUUGGUCCUCACCCCGCUGCAAGGACACGAUGCGUCAGUGUUGUGUUUGCAGUUCGACGAGCGGCCUGAGCACGACUUGGUGGUCUCUGGUGGAAGCGACUGUCACGUCAUUGUAUGGCGCUUUUCGACUGGUCAGAUGCUGAAGAAGAUUGAGAAGGCUCACGGUGAAUCUGUACUGAACCUGCGCUUCGAUGACAACUACCUCAUCACUUGUUCCAAGGACAAGACCAUCAAGAUAUGGAACCGCCGGCAGCUUCUUCCGACUGAUGCUGCGUACCCUAAGAUGACAAAAAGCGGAGCCCGUUUCCCUAGCUACAUUAUUGAUGUCGAGAAGGAAAUGCAGAAUCAGCAGCUGAACGCACAAUUGAACUACAAGCCGCUCAAGGAGUUCACUCUGCUCAUGACGCUGGAAGGCCACAGCGCCGCCGUCAACGCCAUUCAAACCUAUGAUGACCAAGUAGUCUCUGCAUCUGGCGACCGCACUGUCAAAGUCUGGGACAUCCAUACCGGCGUCUGCCUCAAGACGAUACCAGGACACACAAAGGGUAUCGCUUGCGUCCAGUUUGAUGGCCGGCGUAUUGUGACCGGUAGUUCCGACGAAACCGUCCGGAUCUUCGACCGCGCCACCGGUGCCGAGGUGGCUUGCCUCCGCGGCCACGGAAACCUCGUACGCACCGUGCAAGCGCAGUUCGGUGACAUGCCGGGUGAUGAAGAAGACCUCGAGGCCGAGGCUCGUGCCGUCGACCAGCAGUACUUUGAAGCUCGCGCGCGGGGUGCAAUCACGGAGCUCUCGCGCGAGGAACGACGCGCAAGGAACGCUGGUUCCCGGGAUCCGCGCGAAAUCUUUGCCUACGGCGCCAAGCUGCCUCCAGGGGGUGGCGGCAGCCGGUGGGGCAGGAUUGUUAGCGGAUCCUAUGACGAGAGCAUUAUCAUUUGGAAGAAGGCGCCAGACGGGAAGUGGGUGGCCGCGAAGCGUCUGCUGCAGAGCGAGGCGGUUGCCAACGCAGGCGGUCGGAGACGGCCCCUGAGAGCCACUCAGGCCCACAUCCAACAGCAGAUGCAGAUGAUGAAUGCUGCGGCACAAGCAGCGCAGAACCAUGCCCAGCAGCCGCAACCGCAAACUAACACCGCACAGGCGGCCCAACAGGCGGCCCAACAAAGCCUUAUGCAGUUGCAACAUGGCGUGCAGCAGCUCACACAACAAGCGCAGCUGCUACAGCAGCAGACCCAAGCUCAAGUGCACAAUGCUGGCGCCGCUCCAGGGGCUGGCGGACACGGUGUUGGGCAACCUCACGCAGGUCACGCUCAUCACCACCAUCACCACCACCACGGCCAGGUCCCAGUUGUGGGCACGGGCAGCAACUCUCGCGUAUUUAAGCUUCAGUUCGACGCCAGGAGGAUUAUCUGUUGCUCUCAAGACCCGACUAUCGUCGGAUGGGACUUUGCAAACGGGGACCAGGAGGUUGUGGCUGCGAGCCGUUUCUUUGGAGAGGCAUUUUGA
This is a messenger RNA of Aplosporella prunicola CBS 121167, 2634 nucleotides long. RefSeq lists its product as uncharacterized. The record is from RefSeq and is a predicted model, not a curated record. Bases 1 to 2634 code for a protein of 877 amino acids. Lineage: Eukaryota; Fungi; Ascomycota; Dothideomycetes; Botryosphaeriales; Aplosporellaceae. Gene Ontology annotation, molecular function: protein binding. The transcript has 2 exons.